This is a messenger RNA of Telopea speciosissima, 570 nucleotides long. Its product is annotated as protein LIGHT-DEPENDENT SHORT HYPOCOTYLS 10-like. Gene Ontology annotation, biological process: mRNA transcription; response to light stimulus. The transcript has a single exon. The record is from RefSeq and is a predicted model, not a curated record. The coding region runs from base 1 to 549 and encodes 182 amino acids. NCBI's taxonomy places the organism in Eukaryota, Viridiplantae, Streptophyta, Magnoliopsida, Proteales, Proteaceae. Gene Ontology annotation, cellular component: nucleus.
AUGUCUACUAUCAAUAGAGCAAAAGAAUCUGCAGAAGGAUCAUCAUCACGAUCUGCUGGUGAACAACAACAACAACAACAACAACACCAGCAAUCAUCUGCUCCAGUAAGUCGAUAUGAAUCACAAAAGCGUAGAGAUUGGAACACCUUUGGUCAGUACUUGAAGAACCAAAGGCCUCCAGUUUCACUUUCACACUGUAACUACAACCAUAUAUUGGAUUUCCUUCGAUAUCUCGAUCAGUUCGGUAAGACCAAAGUACACUUACAUGGUUGUAUCUUCUUUGGACAACCAGAGCCUCCUGCUCCUUGUACUUGUCCUCUAAGACAAGCUUGGGGAAGUCUUGAUGCACUCAUUGGCCGUCUUCGAGCUGCGUACGAAGAGAACGGUGGUUCGCAGGAGACAAAUCCUUUCGGUAAUGGUGCUAUUCGUGUUUAUUUGCGUGAAGUAAGGGAGUGUCAAGCUAAGGCAAGAGGAAUUCCAUACAAGAAGAAGAAGAAGAAGAAAAUUCUACAGAAGCCAAACAAAGAUCCCAACCCUACGGUGCAGUAGUCCUCUUGAUCUUCUUCACUU